AUGGAUUAAAUUAAUAAAGGAAAAAAGAGAGGUCCAUACAAAAAAAGGCUUGAUUCUAAAAUCAUAGAUAAGAUAAGAUUUUUAUAUAAUAAUAAAAUUAAGUCAGCCGGAUAAUUAGCAAAAUAAUUUGGCAGAUCUAGAACAACAAUCAUUUGUCAUUCUCGAGCGAAAAUCCAUUUGUACGACUAAUUAAGAUAUGUGAUUUAAUAGAGAUUACAAUCAUUGGUUGACAAAUGUUUUAUUAGUUUAAAUCAUAUUAAGUAUAAAAAAAUAAUAAUGCUUCAUAUCAAAAAUUGUAUAUAAGAAGAGUAAUUGUUUUAAUAUACUGAUGCCAAUUGUUAUAAAAAAUUCAUACCCAAAACCAGAAUCAAUUCUUAAAAGAAAAGAAUUAUCUAACAAGUUGCUGAUAAUGCUUUAGAUUAUUUUGUUAAAUUGUUAAAGUAAAGGAAUCAACAUUUGAGAAUAUAUGAAUAAGAAAUCAAUGAAAGCAAUCAUGAACAAAAUUCUGUUUAAAAUCCGAUUAAUCAAUAUUAAGAAAGUAUCAUAAAUUAUGAAUAAUAAUUAAGUCCUUUAUCAUAGAGUAAUUAUUUAUUGGAUAAUUUCAAGAUAACCUUUUGA
Molecule: messenger RNA, 618 nt
Organism: Paramecium sonneborni
Lineage: Eukaryota; Ciliophora; Oligohymenophorea; Peniculida; Parameciidae
Source: the annotation of a GenBank genome assembly